AUGGCGGCUUUUGAAGGCAAAGUGAUCGCUGUGACCGGCGCUGCCUCCGGCAUGGGCCUGGCCACCGCAAAGCUCCUUGCUGAGAGGGGAGCUACAAUUUCUCUAGCCGAUAUCAACGAAGAAGCACUCAAAAGGGCCAAAGCCUCCUUGUCGGGUGGCAAGCAUAUCUAUCAAGUGGUAGACGUCAGCAAAAGCGACUCGGUGGACUCUUGGAUUAAAGCGACUCUCAACACUUUCGGCGGCCUUCAUGGUGCUGUGAACAUGGCCGGUAUCAUUGCUGAGCCAGUGCCUCUCACCGAGUACAGCGAUGAGGUCUGGGAUAAGAUGUUUGCAGUCAAUACGCGCGGAGUGUUUAACUGCCUUCGAGCAGAGCUCGGAGCCAUGUCCGCCGGUGCUAGCAUUGUCUCCGCCGCCAGCGUAUUUGGCCAAUUUGGUGCUCCGGGGCAUGUCGCAUACUGCGCAAGCAAAGCAGCUGUCAUCGGCCUUUCGCGUACAGCUGCGAAAGAAAAUGCUCAUAUCAGAGUCAAUUGUGUCUCGCCUGGAUCCGUGAGUACUGCUAUGAAUGAGCACGAUGAUGAAGAACACAUCAAGCGCAGUCUUUCAGGGACUGUGCAGAAGAGAAGAGCUGAUCCGGUCGAGGUUGCUCGGGUUAUCGCGUUUUUACUCGGUGAUGAGGCAUCAUUUGUGACUGGCGCCGUAUAUAAUGUUGAUGGUGGAUGGGUAUGUUAA
Messenger RNA from Fusarium verticillioides 7600, 729 nucleotides. RefSeq lists its product as hypothetical. Bases 1 to 729 code for a protein of 242 amino acids. Gene Ontology annotation, molecular function: oxidoreductase activity. NCBI's taxonomy places the organism in Eukaryota, Fungi, Ascomycota, Sordariomycetes, Hypocreales, Nectriaceae. The transcript is spliced from 4 exons. The record is from RefSeq and is a predicted model, not a curated record.